AUGUCGCAAACACAUUAUCCCCCACCACCCAUGUCAGCUCCGGCCCAUGUAACCUCAUUCAACCACCAAAUCCCAUCAGUGGCAAAUCCCAAGAUCAACUACCCACCUCCCCCAAGACAACCACCACCAAACGCAGCAUACACAACACCACCACCAGCAGAGAGCCCACAACCACACAGACACACGCCUUCAAGCGGAGGCUAUCCGCCCCCGCCCUCCUCCACAACCCCGCAGCAAGAUCCCCAGAUCGCGCAACAGAUCGCGCAACAUAAUCUAGCAGCUUUCAACCAGAAUGCGGCAAUCGGAAUGGAGAAGAUGCCCGGCGGCGCACCAGCCUACGGCGAAUUCACCGGUGCGACUGCGACUAACAGCGACGACACGGGCAUCUUCAAUGGCGGGAGUUAUCGUGUCAGUCAUCGGGAUACCAAUUCACUGUUGACGGUUCAGCUGGCUAUGGGAUGUCCAUUGACUGCCAGACCUGGCGCAAUGAUCGCAAUGUCCCCAACAAUCACACUACGAGGCAACGUCUCCUUCUCCUUCAAGAAACUCAUCAUCGGCGGUAGCAUGACAAUGUCCCACUAUACCGGACCAGGCGAGCUCCUCCUUGCGCCUUCGACACUGGGCGACAUCAUGGUCCUCCGCCUAACCGGUAAAGAGGAAUGGAAGAUCGGCCGCGAUGCCUUCCUUGGUCACACAGCUGCCGUCGAGCACAAGUAUCAAGCGCAGAGCUUGGCGAAGGGUGUUUUCUCCGGCGAGGGGCUGUUCAUCUAUAAGAUUACGGGGACGGGAUUACUCUGGAUACAGAGUUUUGGGGCUAUUAUACAGAAAGAUCUUCGCGAGGGCGAGUCUUAUUUCGUCGAUAAUGGACAUCUUGUCGCGUGGAAUUGCAAGUAUAAGAUGGAGCGGGUUGCUUCUGGCGGUAUUAUUUCGGGGAUUAGUUCUGGGGAGGGUUUGGCUUGUAAGUUCACGGGGCCUGGGACUGUUUAUCUGCAGACGAGGAACUUGAAUGCGUUUGGGGCGCAGAUGAAGAUGACUGCUGGUGCUGUUUAG
Molecule: messenger RNA, 1050 nt
Organism: Penicillium bovifimosum
Lineage: Eukaryota; Fungi; Ascomycota; Eurotiomycetes; Eurotiales; Aspergillaceae
Product: AIM24 family protein
Exons: 5
Coding region: 1-1050 (349 amino acids)
Source: RefSeq, a predicted model, not a curated record